UGUGUUUGUGUGUGUUCGUCUCAACGUAGCACGAAAUGUGUCUCCUCUCAGCAAAGGCACACACUGACGGGAGAUGUGCUAGUUAACGGUUUUUUUAUGAUACUGAAAGUUCUGUUUUGUCUUCCUAAGACUGUCUGGAUUGUACACCCUGUAUAUUAAAACAUUCCGCUUGUAAAACGCAAUAUUUAUUGGCCGUUUUCGCUUCUUCUGAAGAGUGUCCGCGUCCCCUCCCCUCGAUGAAGCGCUGCGAUGCCCUCUGAUUUUGUAUCCCUCCUUAGCUCGGAUCUCGACCUCAAUUCCCCCAAAUCUCUAUACUCAAAAGAGUCGGUAUAUGACCUCCUCCCUAAAGAGCUCCAGCUCCAGCCGCCGUCCACCCAGACAGACCCGCCCGCCAUGAGCCAGACAAGUGGGGGAGAGGCCGGACCUCCCCCCUCUGCAGCCUUGGCCUCAGAUGCCACCUCCACCUCCAGCCCCUCUGCCUCCUCCCUGGCCAUGGGAGCCCCAGCCACUGGCUCCUCUACCUCAUCCUCAGACCAUCUCAAGGUUUCCCAGCAUCUCCACUCCUCCGGAUUGGAUGGAGCUGGAGCUUCAGAGAUGCAAGGUAUGGAGGGUGCUGCAUCUGCCCCCAGCAGAGGCAACAGUGGCGCAAACACUGCAGCAGGGGACUUGGGGUCAGGAGUGUUGCCAGGGCUAGGAGUGCAGCAGCCUCAGAAUACCCCAUCGAAACGGAGGCCUGUGUUGAGCAUAUCCCCACCACCUGAAGACCUUUUCGAUGACAGCCAGAUGUCUUGCCAAGAGGAGCCUACAGUAUCCGCUCCAACAGGACCAGACUCAGAGCACAGCAGCAGUAUAUGGGCUGAUGAUUCCCUCUCGAACUUCAGCUUGAUCAGCUCCAUCUCCUACAAUGACAACACAGAGGUGCCACGCAAGUCUAGAAAGCGCACUCCACGCCAGCGGCCUGGCCCUAAGCCGGCUAAUCCAGAGGACAGCAUGGAUGUGUUUGAUGCUGACAGUGCCAAGGCCCCUCACUUCGUCCUGUCCCAGCUGAGCACAGACAAGACUGGUCCCAGCACUCUUGAGUCUGGAACUGUAGCGAAGAGUGGGUCACUGUCUACUCACUUCCCCCAAAGGGGUGAUGGGAAGGAGCUUAAGAUCCUGGUGCAGCCAGAGACCCAGCACAGAGCACGCUAUCUGACCGAGGGCAGCAGGGGGUCUGUCAAGGACCGCACACAACAGGGAUUCCCUACUGUCAAGUUGGAGGGUGUGAGUGAACCUGUUGUGCUGCAGGUGUUUGUGGCGAAUGACGCAGGCAGAGUGAAGCCUCAUGGUUUCUACCAGGCAUGCAGAGUAACGGGACGCAACACUACAGCAUGCAAGGAGGUGGACAUAGAGGGCACUACCGUUAUUGAGAUCCCUCUGGAGCCCGGCAGUGACAUGACACUCGCGGUGGACUGUGUAGGAAUUUUGAAGCUGCGUAAUGCAGAUGUGGAGGCCCGUAUUGGUGUGGCAGGGUCUAAGAAGAAGAGCACACGUGCCAGACUAGCGUUCAGAGUCAGCAUCCCCCAACCUGAUGGAUCAUCCCUUACACUACAAGUCCCCUCAUCACCCAUCCUCUGCACUCAGCCAGCAGGAGUGCCAGAGAUCCUGAAGAAGAGUCUUCACAACGGCACAGCUAAAGGAGGAGAGGAAGUUUUCAUCAUCGGAAAGAACUUCCUUAAAGGAACCAAAGUAAUUUUUCAGGAGAACAUUUCAGAUGAUAAUUCCUGGCAAGCUGAGGCAAAUAUUGACAUGGACCUUUUCCAUCAGAACCAUUUGAUUGUGACGGUCCCGCCCUUCCACAACCAGUCAAUCACUUCUCCAGUGUCUGUGGGAAUCUAUGUGAUGACCAAUGCCGGUAGAUCACAUGAUGCCCAGCCCUUCACCUACACUCCAGACUCAGCUGACAACUUAAAUAUCCGAACAGUAAAAACAGAGCAGCCCUCCCUGGUCGAGACGUGUGCGUUUGACAGCCAGAUCAAAUCUUCUGAGCGAGCUGACUGCUCCGCUCAGCCCUGCAAACGACAGGAGGACACACCUAUGGAAGUAUCAAGCAAUCCACCACAAACAGAUGUCUUCAAGCCAUCCUCCGACCCUCUUGUCUCAGUGCAACAGACCCUGGAGCUCACUUCUAGUCCUCAUCCAGGUGGAGAGACCUUUCAGAGCCCAAUGCCCCUGCAACCUGAAGAUGUGGAGCUCCCACAUGCACCCCCUGUUUUUCCAAGCUUAGAGUCUCUCAGCACCAUACAAAAGCAAGAAAUUGCCCCCUCUGCCUCCUUUCCAGUGGCAGGAGAUACCACAAUCCCCCCUGUGACCCCAGAAGUCCCCCAGCAGUUCCUAAGAGACCAGGACACCCUGCCUCCUGAGAGUUCCACCAACAGUGGAGGCGUUGUAGUUGUGGCCAUGCCUCAGCUGACAACUCCCUCUCAAUCACAACCACAACAGUCGCAGGUGUCCCUGUUCCCGCAGGAAGGAGUGGCCGAGCUGGAGAGGGCAGUGAGGGAGCUGCAGGCUGGAGGUAACACCACGCUCCAGCAGGUGUUUGAGGCGGCCGUAGUCCAGCAGCAGCUGAACUCUGUGCUGUACAGCCCCACACUCUCUGCAGACUCCCUUCAGCAGCACGUUCAAGAGAACAUGAACAGCCUCAGACUGGGAACCACAGAUAAUCCAAUGUCUACACAACAACAACUACAGAUACAACAACAGCAACAGUUACAACAACAACAACAACAGCAACAACAGUUACAGCAACAGCAGCAACAACAGCAAAUUCAGCAACAGUUUCAACAGCACCAACAACUGCAGCAACAGCAAAUACUUGGUAACCUUCAACAUCAACAACAACAGCAACAGUUGCAGCAACAGCAGCAACAAUUACAGCAACAGCAGCAGCAAGUUCUUGGCAACAUGCAGCUCCAACAACAAAUAAUACUCCAGCCACAAGACCAACAGCAACUGCAGCAACAGCAAAUCAUUGAGAACAUUCAACAGCAACAACAACAGUUGCAACAAAAUCAGCAACAGCAGGUCCUUAACAACAUCCAGCUCCAGGAUCAGCAACAACAAAAUCAGAUACUUAACAAUUUACAACAACAUCAGCUACAGCAGCAGCAGCAGCAACAGCAAAGUCAAGCAUUGAGCAACUUACAACAGCAACAACAGCUGCAGCAAAAUCAAGCUUUGGGCAACUUGCAACAGCAACAACAAUUGCAGCAAAAUCAAGCUUUGAGCAACUUACAGCAGCAACAGCAACUGCAGCAGCAAAAUCAAGCUUUGAGCAACUUACAGCAGCAACAGCAACUGCAACAGCAAAAUCAAGCUUUGAGCAACUUACAACAGCAGCAACAACUGCAACAGCAAAAUCAAGCUUUGAGCAAUCUACAACAACAGCAACUGCAAGAGCAACAGGUCUUAGAGAAUUUACAGCAACAGCUUCAAGCGGAGUUACUCCAGCCCCAGAUCCACUCCUCCCCCCAGGUCCAGCAGCCAGUGUCUCUCCUUCAGCAGGCUGGAGAUCUGCUCACCAUUCAGACCAGCUUUCCAACACAGCCUCCGUCCCACACAUCUCCCCCACAACAGCUCUUCCAAUCACCCAGGCCUCUGGCUGAGACGCAGGGCUCCCAGCAGCAGGUCCAGGCAGCGUUGCUCCAGAACACACUGACGGUUUUGACUGGCGGCAGUCUGAAUUCAGAGCAGCAGUCAACAGGCUCAACCUUGUACCUGUCCCCAAACCCUCAGCCUCAACAACAGCAGCAGCAGCAGCAGCAACAGCAGCAGCUGGCCUUCAUCUCUUCCAUGGAGACAUCAGGCCAACCCCAGUCUGUCGGAAUGUUUCAGAACCAACCACAAGCCCAGCUUUCUCAGUUGCAGCAACAGAGCACCCCCAUGGAGCAGCAGCAGUCUCCUCAGCAGAACCAACAGCAGCAACCACAGCUUUCAAUGGGCCAGCAGGGCUCAUUAUUCCAAAGUAUACCCAACCACUCACAGACAAACCCUGUCCCGCAGAGCCAGCUCUCACAACCCCAGCAGACAGGUCUGCUCCUCUGCACCACAGACCUGAACCCCCAGGCUAUCCCCCCAACUAUUCUCUUCAGCACUCAGACUGGAGGCCCUCCUCCCAUUGGCAGCAUUAGCGUUGGAAUCUCACAGCCUGAUCCAGCUGAACCAAUGUCCUUCCAAGACCAGAGCUCCUCAAACAGUAACUCAACGUCUGCUGAGAACCAGCAGCAGAGCCUGUUCCAGGAGCAGCAGCCAAUGCAAGUAGGUCCGAGUUCCAGCAGCCUUCCGAGCAGUCAACCUGUGGACCUGUUCCUGCCACAGGCUUCUCUAUCCAGCCUGCAGAGCACGAUUGGCACACAGGAGCUAAACAAUCAGCCUCCAGCCCCUGGCACAACUAUCUUUGUGGUUCAGGGAGGUGUGGGUGUAGUAGCCAACCCUGGCCAACAGCCGCCAGAACAGCUUUUCCAGACAACUGUGGGUGGAAAUGUGGCUCCACAAGGACAGACUAACCUGUUUGUGUUUGGCAUCCAGAAUGACUCGCCCCAGCUGCUUAACUCCUCUGGACCCACCCUGCCAGCUCAGGGUCAGCCCCAGAACUCCACACACAUGCAGCCGCUGCUGGAGCAGCCCAUGUCUCAAACUGCCUCCACAAUGCCCGUCACCAUGCAUGGCAGCCUACAGAACACCCUUCAGGCACAAAUGCAAUCCAGUUUAGAGAACGCCAUGCAGACUAGUCUACAAAAUACAAAGUAGACAAACCCAUGGCUGUUCAGCCAGACAACCUUAGAGACAAGUCUGCUGACUCCAAUGCAGACAAAUCUACAGAUGCAGAUGAAGAGCAGGUUCCAGAGUCGGCUGCAGCAAUCAAUAUCUGCAUCAUCCAACGUGGAUAAAAUCGAGGACCUGCUGGAGAGCCUGCAGAAGCAGUCGUAAGUGUUUGGACCUUGUGGGCACUAUAAAGAGUGAGUGAUAUGUAGCCGAAAGUUAUACAUCCAUACAUCAACAAAUACAUGGUGGCGUGUGGCGUUUCGUGCCAAUUUCACUAAACUUACAAAUUUUAACUUAGAAUUAGAAGUCCCUUUCCACAUUAACCCAAAUUUUGAGCUCUUGUUUUAAUGGAAUAUUUAUGAUUAAUCAUAGACAUCAUAAGCCCCUGUCCUCUAUGACUCCAUCUUUUUUUCAGCCCUCUUGCAGGAUCAGAGAGGUCUGUAAUAACUGUUUUAUCCAUCAAUCUGAGAAAUGCAGUGUUUGUUUUGUAUUUUAAUAAAAUGAGCCUAAGAAAUGGCGCUGAUGAUGAUGACAAAAUACCUACCAGGUUUGGUGGAUAAACUGGAAAGGAAUAAAGAAUGUAAACGACACGAUAUAAGGAGAAAAGAAAUGUGACGCGGAUGAGUCUGUAAGAGAGGGCAGAGUUGAUAAAACAGACAGCCAUGCAGUGAAUAACAGUGAAGAAUAGCAGAUACUGGCUGAAUCUCAUUUGUUGGGUGUGUAAACUCUCAGCCUGUACUUUCUUUUCAAGAGGCAGAGCCUGUCAGGUGUGUUUUUGCCUGUUUGGAGAAACAGUUGAAAUAGUGGGCCUGGACCUGGCGUAAAAACAGAACUCAAAAUAUUAAAAUCAUAAGACCAUUGAUAAUUUAACUAUUUUUGCUUGUAUGUCAAAAAUCUGACUAUAAUAUACUCCAAGAGUAACUGCUAUUAAAUUAAGUACAUUUGUAGAAUGUUUGGUAGUGUUAGGCUUGCUGGCGUGACUUGCACGUCUAAUCUGACUCCUGAAUGAGGGGAAGAAUUGACUGUAGAUGUAAACAAACAAAAAUAGCUCUCUUACCAGAAUUAGGUAUAGGUAUGAAUUGGUUCAUGUAAUACAGGUUUCCCUUAUAUGCAAAAAGAGUUUGGACUAUUUAUCACACGCAAAUGAGAUUCAACCUGGUGAAUAAUGUGACUUGGCCUUUCAUUUUGGCACCUCCUAGUGUUUCCAUACAGUCAGGCCUCCUCGCCAGAAGUUCAGGAGCUUUCUUGGUGAAAUUCUAAGUAACUUUCAAGUGUAUGUAGUGUGUGUAUCUUUAUUUGUAUUUUUUUGAAGAAGUUGGUAACUUUUACCAAAUUAAUGUGGUUAGGAAGUAACUUUCCACUAGUGAAAAAGGAGUGUUGUGUGGUUUUAUAAACAUUUUAUCUCAAGCACUUUAUAACCUCUAGCUAAUCCUUAUAUCCGUCCACAGCUCUCUACUGACCCAGCGGAUUUGUACUUGGAAAUGUCCGGUUAAAAAAAAAGAGAAAAAUAGAAAACAUAAAGCAGCCGUCUUUGUAAAAGGUUAAUACAUCCUAACAAAGCAUUUUUACAUUUUGUCAUGUCUAAAUAUUUUUGAAGUCUAGGACAACUUUGUAUAAAAUGUCUGCUCACUGUUAAAUUCCUUUUUGUAUUCAGUCUCAGUGGUCCAGUCGAGUCUGUCAAAAAACAAAACAAAAAAAACAGCCAUUCCCACUUAAGCAUUGUCAUUUCUCAGUGUUAGAGUGGUUACUAGGCCUGUGUGUGUUACACAAUAACAAAACCUAAAAUAUUGAUUCAUUUAGUUUGUGAAUUGAAAUGAAGGAUAUUCAUUGUAUUGCUAUUUGUACUAUUUGCUGUUCAAUCUGUCACUUGAGACUGUUUUACCUUGUGUUGUGUUAAAUAUUUAAGUUUUUGUCAGUGUUGGUACCGUGUGCAGGCUGGCACCAUGUGAAGUUGGCAUCCAGUACCCGUCCCUUGUGUUGUGAACAGGGGACUUACUGGUUUAUGAAAUCUCUGUUACAUAGAGGCCGCCAUUUUGAUCUAUCCAUGGUGCUAUGUGCAGGAGUGAUGGGGCACUUCUGAUGUGAUGUUAGUACAUAACAGUUUCUACUUGUAUAUCAAUAGCACUGACAUUAUUUGUUAGUUUGGAGGCAGAGUUGAGUCUAGAGAGCUGGCUGUUGUUGCGGGGUCAGACUGGAGAGCACCCAGGCAUACCAAAGCUCCUGUUGUGAACCAUCGUCAUUUUGUCUCAUACUUGUCCUAUCAAAUGCCCUCAUAAUGUUUACUCAUUUGUACUUACUCGUUUAAAUUAUGCAGCUCUUAUAUGAAUAGCAUUUCAGCAUGUUGUUUUAAGUACAAGAUUUAUAAAAGAUAUGUACGGUACUUUGUUUCAUGGAUCAGUUAAUUCUCUAACAUUUCCACCAAUUUGAUAUUUUCUCAUUACAUUACUCUAUUUUUUGAUGCAAAAAAAACAAACACUGAUGUACUUUCCAUAUCUACUUCAGUAGCCAAUUUGGCACUAUCAAAAAGCCAAUUUUGAGAAUAAUUCAAACGUUAGAAUAGCAUUGCUCAUACACAUUUGUUUACAUUUUCAUAGUCAUGCUAUUUUGUCCUGCAGCUCUUAGUGAUCCAUUUUAAAGUAACUUAUCUUUUUUAGAAUUUUGUAUCCAUGUAUCAAAAUGUAGAGUAUUUUUGUAAAACUAAACUUUUGGUUUAUGCUCAUAGCACAUAAUAUCAUUGCUGUUAUGUUUUCAUGAAAUGAAGCGCAGGUUGUAUUGUCAAGUGUAUGACUGAACUUAGAAAUGUCAUCAAGGGAACGUUGAGCAAAAAUGUUGGAACAUAAGUCACAUUGUUUCAACAUUACUUUUACCCAACCUGUGUAACAUAAUACAUGGGCUCGUUUUCUUGUGUGUGUGCGUGUGUGUGUGUGUUUUGAUUUAACUUCUUUAUUUGCAUCUCAAAUGGCACUUUGACUUAUCCAUUAACUGUAGGUCAGGUUAGAGCGCAGUAGUGAUGUUUCCAAGCAUUCCAUUCCUCUAGAUCUGAGGAGUUUAAGAGCACAUGAUGUUUGCAGGAGAAGUGCGGAACAGCGAUGCCUCUUAAAGCCAUACCAACACAGAAAGCCAACCUGUGACUUCAGUUUCAUGAAUGUAAAUUUUACCUCAUGGUGUGGACAUAGAGCUUGCUCUACAUCUAACAUCGGACCAAUUACAGUUUUAGAGGUCGUGUUUCUAGGCAGAGGGGAAUCAUGGUGUGGCACCAACUGUCAAUUGUAUCACUGUACAUUUGUCAGAGUGUUUUGUGGUGGGUUGUGAUGUAGUGUCAUGUUCAAGCUGUUUCAUUUUGAGCAAGUCCAGGAUGCUCAGUCUGACUCUCCAAAUAGCCACUUCCACUCAGAAAAAAAACCAUGUGGAACAUGAAUUUAACGGUGAAGAUAGCACACAAAUCUUUACACAAUAUCAGUUUUGUCCUUCAGUAAUGUAAUUGAAUAUCCAUUUAUAUUUAAAUGUGAAGUAUACUGCAGGGGUAUCUUGAAUUUCAAUUGUGAUGCUUUCAACAGAACUCUGUGUGCCUUGAUAACUUAACUGUUAAUCUGCUGUGUUUACUGGUGUCCCUUGUGUGUCAUUGCUAUUUGGCUCCUUGUCCUUUUCUGUUUUUGGAAUGUUUAAGAUCCAGAUUCCUUUCAGUGAUUCAGAUAUAUAUUAUUAUUUCCUAACACAAGCAUAACCAUAACUCAUCCAACACAUUUCAGUUUGAACACUCUGUAUUUAUACAUCCAUUGCAAGAUAUCAGAAUGAGUUCUCUCAACAUUAUAUUGUGCAGCUUCACCAACAAAUUUUCGACUUGUUCAUUUUCUGUUGAAAAUGCUUUUAUGCCUCAUGAGAUUGUACAUGUGAGGUAAAAGGGACGAGACAGAGGAGAUUGUUUUAAUGGAGAGCUUUCCUGUGUUGAUGUGCUUGUCAACAUUACUAUUGUUGCUGUGAAUUGUUUGAUCAAAAGGAGCAACCAUAAUGAAUUAACUGUUAAUUGCCAAUAGUGUGAGCUUUAUCUUGUGUGUAAUCAGUUUGCUCACUUUUCCUAGUUCACUUUCUAUUUCACAUCCUCCAACAGUUCUGUUUUGUCCAUUCUGUGUAGCUUAAGCUUAAGUAUCUAGCCUUAAGACCCUGCAGUCGGACUAAAGGUCAACCCUAGUGUGUUAUUAUACAUCUGAUUUAUUAUUUACAUGUACUUUGCCUUGGUCUGGACAUUUGUAUACUCUUUUGUUUAUAUCUGUAAUCCUGCUGCUACAUUAAAUGAAUUAAUAAAAAAGUCUAAGCAUCCUUA
Messenger RNA from Notolabrus celidotus (New Zealand spotty), 9124 nucleotides. RefSeq names its product nuclear factor of activated T-cells 5-like. The record is from RefSeq and is a predicted model, not a curated record. Gene Ontology annotation, molecular function: DNA-binding transcription factor activity, RNA polymerase II-specific; RNA polymerase II cis-regulatory region sequence-specific DNA binding; transcription factor binding. Gene Ontology annotation, biological process: cytokine production; calcineurin-NFAT signaling cascade; regulation of transcription by RNA polymerase II. Lineage: Eukaryota; Metazoa; Chordata; Actinopteri; Labriformes; Labridae. Gene Ontology annotation, cellular component: transcription regulator complex.